AUGGCUCGGAGUCCAGGAAAUCAUAACAUCAACAUGGUGGGAAAUGAGGGACGCUCUCAUACCGUAUUCUUGAAGUCCGGUCACAAGAAAGCCGAGGCCGUUAUCCUCCGUACCACGAACAUGUUCCUCUCCAGCUGUGCUUGCUCAUACUCUAAUGGUCCUUCCUGGGACGAGAGCAUGUACCCAUGA
Molecule: messenger RNA, 189 nt
Organism: Penicillium chermesinum
Lineage: Eukaryota; Fungi; Ascomycota; Eurotiomycetes; Eurotiales; Aspergillaceae
Exons: 1
Coding region: 1-189 (62 amino acids)
Source: RefSeq, a predicted model, not a curated record